AUGGUGUUGCAUUAGCUGUUAACGGUUCCUGUUGGCACUUUAACCACGAAGGUACGGACUAAUCAGCUGGCAUGAUUUGUAUCCCGAUUAAACGUCUGAAAAAUUAUGAUUGUGAGGCAAGAUUUGAAGUUAUAAGGAGUUCCUUGUCAUAUAAUUCCUUAGUGGAUUUACGGAUGUUUAUCCUCGACGGAGAUCGAAAAUACCGAUACCAGUGGAAAGAGUAAGGUGCAGCCCUAGAUGUGAUGGUGGACUAGCUCUGACUGCAGGGAAGAGGCUGUGUCCAUCCUUUUACACAUCCUGUUCUGAGCCCACCCUUGGCAUAACUCAUAAAACUCCCUGGAAUAUUCGGCACACUUACCAUAAUGUCAGAUGACAACAGACUGCAGACAGAUGUGCAGGUCUCCACAUAAUGGAGCGAGAAUGAACAGAGAGCGGCUUAAAAAAAAGCAUGAACUGGAGGUUUAUUGAGGUCAUCUGCUUCCUGUUUAUAUGGGACCAUAUAACAGUUCAGUCUUCCCGCCAGGACCUGUUGGCCACUGAACAACAUGUCACCAAGCAAUAUGACUGGCUCAUCUCUGACCGUGGACCUUUCCACCACUCUCGGAGUUAUCUGUCCUUUGUGGAAAGAUUCCGCCAAGGAUUUACGACCAGAUAUAAAAUUUAUAGGGAAUUUGCACGUUGGAAGGUGAGGAACACAGCAAUUGAAAGAAGGGACCUGAUCCGGAACCCCGUGCCACUCAUGCCUGAGUUCCAGCGCAGCGUACGCUUGCUGGGCCGCAGACCUACUACUCAACAGUUCAUCGACACCAUCAUUAAGAAAUAUGGAACCCACAUUCUCAUCUCAGCCACCCUUGGAGGAGAGGAGGCACUGACUAUGUACCUGGCCAAAAACAAGCUGGACAGGAAGCUUGUCAAUGCUACUCAGAACGUGGAAGCCCUUCAUCAGCUGGCCUCAUCCUACUUCAUUGACCGUGAUGGCACGAUGAGGAAGCUGCAUGAGAUCCAGAUUUCCACCAAUGCCAUCAAGGUGACAGAGACACGGACGGGGCCAUUGGGAUGCAGUAGCUAUGACAAUCUGGACUCAGUUAGCUCAAUUCUUCUACAGAGUCCCGAGAGCAAGCUUCAUCUGCAAGGUCUUCAGGUCAUUUUCCCAGAAUACCUGCAGGAGAAAUUUGUCCAGUCAGCUCUGAGCUAUAUCAUGUGCAAUGGAGAGGGGGAGUACGUGUGCAGUAACAACCAGUGCAUCUGUCAGUGCGCCGAGGAGUAUCCCCAAUGCAACUGUCCCAUCACUGACAUCCAGAUCAUGGAGAACACCCUGUUGGGGAUGUCUGAGUCCUGGGCAUCUUCUUAUAAAGACUUUGAGAGCUCUGAUGAGUUCAAGUCCUUUCUGAAGAGGCUGCCCGCCACUCACUUCCUGCCCAUCAGCAGUGUUCAUCUCCUGUGGGGCAGCGACUGGGACCUUCAGGCCCGCUACAGGCUCCUUCAGAGUUCCCUGGAGAUCCAGCGGCUCAAGAUCCAGCGCACCGCUCGCAAGCUCUUUGGCCUCAGCAUCCGUUGUCACCACAACCCCAACCACCAGAUGCCUAGGGAGAGAUCUGUGAUGCAGUGGCUCAACAGGGUUCAGUCCUUUCUCUACUGCAAUGAAAACGGGUUCUGGGGUACCUUCUUGGAGAGCCAAAGGACAUGCGUGUGCCACACAGGUGUCACUCUAUGCCAGCGACCCAUCCCAUGUGUCAUAGGUGGCAACAACAGCUGUGCCAUGUGCAGCCUGGCCAACAUCUCACAAUGUGGCUCCUGCAACAAGGGCUACAAGUUGUACCGUGGUCGCUGUGAGCCCCAGAAUGUAGACUCAGAACGUAGCGAGCAGUUCAUCAGCUUUGAAACUGAUCUGGACUUUCAGGACCUUGAACUGAAAUACCUGUUACAGAAAAUGGAUUCGCGACUGUACAUUCACACUACUUUCAUCAGUAAUGAGAUCCGACUAGAGACCUUCUUUGACCCUCGAUGGCGUAAGCGCAUGUCCCUGACUCUCAAGAGUAACAAAAACCGGAUGGACUACCUUCACAUGAUAAUCGGUCUAUCGAUGAAGAUCUGCCAGAUGCGAAAUAGCAGCAUUGACCCCAUGUUCUUUGUUUAUGUCAACCCAUUCAGUGGUAGCCACUCAGAAGGCUGGAGCAUGCCCUUUGGGGAACAUGGUUACCCCCGCUGGGAAAAAGUACGACUGCAGAACUCCCAGUGCUUCAACUGGACUCUCCUGCUGGGAAACCGGUGGAAGACUUUCUUUGAGACGGUGCACAUCUACCUGCGUAGCCGCGCUAAGAUCCCAACUGGCUUACGCAAUGACACAGGACAGGGUCCGGUGGAUCUCGGAGACCCUAACAAGCGGCAGAUUUACAUAAAAAUAUCUGACAUCCAAGUGUUCGGCUACAGCCUGCGCUUUAAUGCCGACCUGCUCCGUAGUGCUGUGCAGCAGGUUAACCAGUCGUACACACAAGGGACUCAGUUCUACUCAUCCUCAUCUGUUAUGCUCCUGUUACUGGACAUUAGGGAUCGGAUUAACCGCCUUGCCCCUCCAUCUGCACCUGGCAAACCCCAGCUGGACCUCUUCUCUUGUAUGCUAAAGCAUAGGCUCAAGCUCAACAACAGUGAGAUGAUUCGAGUAAAUCAUGCCUUGGACAUGUACAGCACAGAGAUACUAAAACAAUCAGAUCACCUGACUGCUAAACUCUGUUGAACAUACUGUAGUAACAUUAACAUAAGGACAGCAAACAGAAACACCCAACAAAUGAACUACGAGGGGAUCUUAAUGUUUAUUUUGUUUUCUCUUUUUCAUCUUUGGACCUUUUCUGCCUUUUGAUGUAAUAUUAACUUUGUAAGCAUAAUUCUUAAAUGGAAAGGCAGUGAUGAAAAGCAUUUCACAUAAAGAUAAAGAAGAUUAAUGGAACCACUAUAAAGACUGUAUCAUAUUUGUCCCAGCAUGUCUGUCAUUUCAAAAAAGAAUUUAAAAAAAAGAGAAAAAAAGAAAUAUUAAAUCUAUGUACUGGUGAAAAAGAGGCCUUGAUUUUACUCUGAGGGAUCAAAGGUUAUAUCUGAAACUGCCAUUCUUUACUGAGAAAAACAUUUUUAAAGGAAUAAUGAUAUAACACAAGGGCAGACCAGAUAUCCUUUUAUUUCAGCUAAUGUGCAAAAUAUUUCCGACCUAACGGACAGUUUAAUAUUAAAAGAUGUUUAUACAUUGUAAGGAUUAAAUAGCCCUAGUGAAUAAGUAGUCAACACAUUACUUAUAGACUCUUUAUUACAUUUCAAACC
This is a messenger RNA of Perca fluviatilis (European perch), 3309 nucleotides long. RefSeq names its product bone morphogenetic protein/retinoic acid inducible neural-specific 1 (gene brinp1). The transcript is spliced from 9 exons. The record is from RefSeq and is a predicted model, not a curated record. NCBI's taxonomy places the organism in Eukaryota, Metazoa, Chordata, Actinopteri, Perciformes, Percidae. Gene Ontology annotation, biological process: negative regulation of mitotic cell cycle; positive regulation of neuron differentiation. The coding region runs from base 449 to 2734 and encodes 761 amino acids.